AUGGCCACCCGCCCGCCGUGCCUGUGGCUGUGCCUGGCCGGGCUGCUGAGCCUGCGGGCGGCCAGGGCCCUGCCCCUGCGCCCCGGCCCGCGGGACGCCGUGCUGGCCGCGGCCCUGCAGCGCCUGCGGGAGCUCUUCGACAUCGAGGAGCUGCCGCCCGACGUGCUGCCCCGCAAGAAGCCGCCCCGGUUCAUGGUGGAUCUCUUCGACAAGGUGGCCGACGCCAACGGCAUCACCCGCGCCCCGGGGCUGCUGCAGGGCGACGUGGUGCGCAGCUUCGAGGACCGAGUUCACGCGGACCACCACCACUUCUCCUUCGACAUCAGCGCGAUGGAGAAGGGCGAGCAGAUGCUGAAAGCCGAGUUCAGGGUCUUCAAGCUUAAGAGGACACACCGGUCCAGAAGGUCCGACACGCAGCACUUCUGCAAAGUGGAAGUGUAUGAGCUCUUGGAGAGUGAAAAUAAGCCACAUAGAAAACAUCUCAUUGCAUCAAGACUAUUGUCCCUCUACACGGAAGGCUGGGAAGUCUUCAAUGUCACACAGACAGUUUCCAAGUGGCUUGGAAACAGCAGCUCCAACCAUGGCUUUUGGAUAACUGCGACACAUGUUUCCAACAAUGAAAUGGAGCACGACGUGGUUACAUUUGCCAAGAGCCAGAGUGCUCUGCAGGAGAGCAGAAAUGCCCUCCUGGUCCUCUUCACGAACAGUAACAAACGGAGGUCUCACAGCUUUGUACCCUCUGCUACAAAAUCGGAAACAACCCCUGCCAAAUCUGAUGCUUCUCGUGUUUCUCAUGACACUGCUGUCAUGGAAAGCAGCAGCGCUAGCAUGAGCAGGAGACCCCGAGCCGCCGCAGCCGCUGAUGGAAGCACAUUAGCAGCUUGUCACCGAAGGGAGCUCUAUGUAGACUUCCAUGCUAUUGGCUGGUCAGGGUGGAUCAUUUACCCAAGUGGAUACAAUGCAUUUUAUUGCAGAGGAUCCUGCAUCUUCCCUUUGGGGGAAAGUCUAAAUGCAACAAACCAUGCUACAGUUCAGUCCAUUGUUUAUACACUGAAAUUGUCUCAAGAUGUCAGCAUGCCCUGCUGUGUACCAGAUGAAUUGAAGUCCCUCAAUCUUCUCUACUUUGAUGACAAACAGAAUGUCAUCCUUAAAAAUUAUGAAGAUAUGGUGGCAACAAGGUGUGGUUGUCAUUAG
Messenger RNA from Lonchura striata (white-rumped munia), 1194 nucleotides. Lineage: Eukaryota; Metazoa; Chordata; Aves; Passeriformes; Estrildidae. The record is from RefSeq and is a predicted model, not a curated record.